AUGCCAUCGAUCGUCACCAACCCGACCAUGCCUGCCUCCAACAGCACACUCUCCAAGCGGCGCCGCUUCCAGACUCCAAUUACAAGUUUCUUCCCUUCGGCUUCCUCAGAGUCACACACCGCUGAUGGCCACGCCGUAUCACACAACCACUAUUCAGCCUCGACCUUCUCCGCAACCCCGAUGGUACCAGCCAAGGUGCAGGCCUCACUCCUUUCGGUCGGAAUGCGGGUUCGCAAAUCCGUUGCAGAUGGAUACAAGACUCAGCUUUCGCUGGAAGCUGAGAAAUCCAAAGUUGCAGUCGUUGCAACUGAGAGUCACCCGGCUCAACCUUAUCAUGGCAACAUUCGUCUUGCGGAGCUUACUCCCUUUUCUGGCCUCUCCAAAUCCAUCAGCGAACCGCACUCAGUUUACAACGAUGACGGUGAUGCGUUUUCACUCCCUCCCAGCAGCCAGGAAUCCAUUUCAUCAACUGGGUCAUAUGCCAGUGCAUUGAACGGUCAGAAACGAUCGUUCGACUUCGAGGAUAAUGUAUAUGCCGAUGAGCAUUUUGGCAAUGAAUCUGGGCAGGAUAUUCCUCGGGGACGAACCAUUCUAUCUCCAAGACGCCGUUUGUUGGUUCAGCACAUUACCAACCAACCCAAGAUGGACCUGGACGACUUCGAAGAAGCGUCUUUCCUCCGUCAGCGGGAGGAAGUCGAUUCGGACUACAUGCGCAUGGAUUUUGCUUAG
Messenger RNA from Penicillium daleae, 729 nucleotides. RefSeq lists its product as uncharacterized. Lineage: Eukaryota; Fungi; Ascomycota; Eurotiomycetes; Eurotiales; Aspergillaceae. Bases 1 to 729 code for a protein of 242 amino acids. Gene Ontology annotation, cellular component: cytoplasm; nucleus. Gene Ontology annotation, molecular function: ribonucleoside-diphosphate reductase inhibitor activity. The record is from RefSeq and is a predicted model, not a curated record. The transcript has a single exon.